AUGGAAUAUUCCAGCGACGACCGCUUCGACGUGAUUGUCGUCGGAGGAGGUGUAAUGGGAAGCUCUGCCGCGUAUCAGCUGGCGAAAAAAGGCCAGAAAACUCUCCUCCUAGAGCAAUUCGACUUCCUCCACCACCGUGGCUCUUCCCACGGUGAGUCACGUACCAUACGUGCCACUUACCCGGAGGAUUACUACUACGCCAUGGUUACGGAGUCAACUCAGUUAUGGGCUCAGGCCCAGUCCGAGAUCGGAUACAAAGUCCAUUUCCCAACUCAACAGUUCGACAUGGGCCCUGCGGACCAGCAGAGUCUCCUCUCCGUUGUCGCCACUUGUCGUAAACACGGUUUAGCUCACAAGGUUAUGGACUCACAGGCCGUCUCCGAACAUUUCUCUGGGAAGAUCAAUAUCCCGGAGAACUGGAUCGGAGUCUCGACGGAGCUUGGUGGAGUUAUCAAACCCACCAAAGCCGUCUCUAUGUUCCAAACGCUAGCGUUUCGACAUGGCGCCGUUUUGAGAGACAAUACCAAAGUCGCAAACAUAAAGAAAGACGGUGAAAACGGGGAAGGGGUAAUAGUCAGCACGGUGAAAGGAGAUAAAUUCUACGGUAAAAAAUGCAUUGUUACCGCGGGUGCAUGGAUAGGUAAGUUGGUGAAAACGGUGGCCGGGAUUGAUUUUCCGGUUGAGCCGCUUGAGACGACGGUGUGUUACUGGAGAAUCAAAGAAGGCUACGAGGAUAAGUUUGCGAUCGACGGAGAGUUUCCGACUUUUGCGUCGUACGGAGCUCCGUACGUGUACGGAACUCCGUCGCUAGAGUAUCCGGGACUCAUCAAAGUGGCCGUUCACGGUGGUUACCGUUGCGAUCCAGACAAGAGGCCGUGGGGACCGGGAGUGAAGCUAGAGGAGCUUAAAGAGUGGAUUAAGGAGAGAUUUGGAGGGAUGGUUGAUUCGGAAGGACCUGUAGCAACUCAGCUUUGUAUGUAUUCGAUGACACCGGACGAGGAUUUUGUUAUUGAUUUUCUUGGUGGGGAGUUAGGGAGAGAUGUGGUUGUCGGCGGCGGAUUUUCCGGUCAUGGGUUUAAGAUGGCGCCGGCGGUGGGGAGGAUAUUGGCGGAGCUGGCGACGGAGGGAGAGGCUGAAGGAGGAGAAGUUGAGAUGAAGCAGUUUAGUCUCCGGCGGUUUGAAGAGAAUCCUAAAGGGAAUGCAAAAGAGUAUCCUGACCAGGUGAUACUUGGCAUAAACCCAUUGAAAUAA
Molecule: messenger RNA, 1251 nt
Organism: Thlaspi arvense
Lineage: Eukaryota; Viridiplantae; Streptophyta; Magnoliopsida; Brassicales; Brassicaceae
Source: the annotation of a GenBank genome assembly